UUUUCCCAGGUGAAGCUCAGGGAAGUUGAAUGCUGUGUGAAGUUACUCAGAUGACUGUGUUUAUGAAACAGAUACAAGUGUUGGGCUUCUGACCUUGGGACCAAUUUAAUUCUUGGUCCUACUAGUGGAGACUAAAAGAAUCUUCAAGAAUUUGAUUUACAUGACUCAUUGUGAAACCCAUUAAACUCAUAGACCCUUUUAAGGUUGGGAAAGGAAUUUAUUUGGGGCUGGAGUAAAAGCUCCUGCAGGGCGUGCUUAUUCUGGUUCCCGAGAUUGUGCGCUGUGUAGCAUCAGCACGGAAGCUCGGGUCAGCUUCCUGUUCGUAACACUAGGAGCAGGUCCACGUGCGUGCACAGUCCCGGUGGAGAGCACACGUGCUGUCCUCAUAAGCAACAAUUAGAGCCUGCUCUUCACUUGCACAGCAGGGCGAAGAACCACUGGAUUUCCAUAAUCUACAACGGUUGAAGGUUGACUAACAGAACUGUGUGUGCGUAUCUUAUCUCAGUUUUUGUUUCUGUUUGUUUGUUUGAGACAGGGUCUCUCUGUGAGUCCUGGCUGUCCUGGAAUACAUUUAUAUGGUGGACCAGACUGGCCUCAAACUCACAGAGAUCUGACCGCCUCUGCCUCUCCGCUGGUUUAAAGGUUUUUAUUCAUAAUCCUCACAUGCGGAGCCAGCAUUUUAGUACAUCCAGAGUGUUCCAGAGCCCUCUUGAGUCUGAUGUGUCCCUCCUCAACAUUAACCAGACAGUCAGCUGCCUCGGCGCCGGAGUCUUGAACCCUGAGCUUGGCUAUGAUACUCUCUUAGUGGGGACACAGACCAGUCUUUUGGCUUACGACAUCUACAAUAAUUCAGAUUUGUUCUACAGAGAGGUCGCGGAUGGGGCAAAUGCCCUUGUGUUGGGGACUCUGGGGGACAUUGCCCCGCCCCUUGCAAUCAUCGGUGGAAAUUGUGCUCUUCAGGGUUUUGAUCACGAAGGAAAUGACCUCUUUUGGACGGUUACUGGAGACAAUGUUCAUUCCUUGGCUCUGUGUGACUUUGACGGUGAUGGGAAGUCAGAGCUUCUUGUUGGGUCUGAAGAUUUUGACAUUCGAGUUUUUAAAGAAGAUGAGAUUGUGGCAGAAAUGACAGAGACAGAGAUAGUCACCUCUCUGUGUCCCAUGUACGGCAGUCGGUUUGGUUAUGCCCUUUCUAAUGGCACAGUUGGAGUUUAUGACAAAACAGCCCGGUACUGGAGAAUUAAAUCCAAAAACCAUGCCAUGAGCAUCCAUGCUUUUGACAUCAAUUCUGAUGGAGUGUGUGAAUUGAUCACUGGGUGGUCUAAUGGGAAGGUUGACGCUCGCAGUGACCGGACCGGAGAGGUCAUAUUUAAAGACAACUUCUCUUCUGCCGUUGCUGGUGUGGUGGAGGGAGAUUACCGGAUGGAUGGCCACGUACAGUUAAUCUGCUGCUCAGUGGAUGGGGAAAUCCGAGGCUACCUGCCAGGCACAGCUGAGAUGAAGGGGAACCUCCUGGACACAAGUGUGGAGCAGGGCCUGAUCCGAGAGCUCAGUCAGAAAAAGCAGAACCUGUUGCUAGAACUGCGCAACUACGAGGAGAACACCAAGGCAGAACUGAGCAGUCCCCUGAAUGAGGCCGAUGGACAGAAAGGCAUAAUCCCAGCCAAUACCAAGCUCCACACAGCCCUCUCAGUCAAUCUGGGGAAUGAUGCACAAGACGCACAUGCGGAAUUACGCAUUUCCACUUCUAAUGACACAAUCAUCCGGGCAGUACUCAUUUUUGCAGAGGGAAUUUUUGCGGGUGAAAGCCACGUGGUCCACCCCAGCACUCACAACCUUUCCAGCUCCAUCCGGGUACCAAUUACGCCUCCCAAAGAUGUCCCUGUGGAUCUGCACUUGAAAACCUUCGUGGGUUACAGAAGCAGCACCCAGUUCCAUGUGUUUGAACUGAUAAGGCAGCUGCCCAGAUUUACCAUGUAUGCACUGACAAGCCCAGACGCAGCGAGCGAGCCUGUCAGUUUCGUGAACUUCAUCGUAGUAGAGCGGGCACAGAGGAUGGUCACGUGGCUCAACCAGAACUUCUUGUUGCCAGAAGACAGUAACAUUCAGAACGCCCCGUUUCACGUCUGUUUCACGUCCUUACGCAACGGUGGCCAGCUCUACAUAAAAAUGAAACCAAGUGGUGAGAUCACGGUGAAUACUGAUGAUAUUGAUCUUGCUGGUGAUAUCAUCCAGUCGAUGGCAUCCUUUUUUGCUAUUGAAGACCUUCAGGUAGAAGCAGAUUUCCCUGUCUACUUCGAGGAGUUACGGAAAGUGCUGUUGAAGGUAGAUGAGUACCAUUCAGUGCAUCAAAAGCUCAGCGCCAACAUGGCUGAUAAUUCUAACCUCAUCCGAAGUUUGCUGGUCAGAGCGGAGGAUGCUCGUCUGAUGAGAGACAUGACAAUUCAGGAACUGGUCUCCAGUCAGUCCCAAUCCAGGUGCACGAUACAUUUAAGGAAAACAAUGAAGACUCGUUAUAUGGAGCUCUAUGACCUUAAUAAAGAUUUGCUAAAUGGAUAUAAGAUUCGUUGUAACAACCACACUGAACUGCUAGGAAACCUGAAGGCGGUGAACCAAGCAAUCCAGAGGGCAGGCCGUCUGCGAGUUGGAAAGCCAAAGAACCAGGUGAUCAGUGCUUGUCGGGAUGCGAUUCGCAGUAACAACAUCAACACACUCUUCAGAAUCAUGCGGGUGGGGACUGCUCCUUCCUAGGAGACAGGAGAGAGGAAGGAAGCUGCGAAAGGUUUGUGUCUAGACAUGGAGGCUGGCUUGCUCCCAGUCCCAUCCUGAUGAAUGGAGAUUGCUAAGGAUGAAACCAUGCUAACGAACACAACUGAAGACAGAGCACUCCAUCUGAAAGUCUCCUCGUCUGACGUCAGUAUUGAUGAGAGAGUGAGACUAAAAGUAACUAUAUCACCAUUUCAGAGUUUAACUUGUUUCUGUACAUAAAGUUAGUGUAUGAAUUUAUCUCCCCCUUGAAAUUGUAACUGAAAUUUAAAGUGGAAUAUUUACUUUUUCAUUAAAAAUAAAAGACACUG
Rattus norvegicus (Norway rat) is the source of this 3074-nucleotide messenger RNA. The record is from RefSeq and is a predicted model, not a curated record. NCBI's taxonomy places the organism in Eukaryota, Metazoa, Chordata, Mammalia, Rodentia, Muridae.